UAUACUGUAACAUUAACAGCGCCAAUGCCAAUGUUGCUGUAAGGUGUUGUUGGCUCCCGCCCUGGAAUGAGUAAGCAGCUAGUUUAAGCAAAAGGAAGCGGCUUGGAAAGCAUUGAAAUGACGCCCGGUUAUGUACGGACAGAUAAUUCGUAUUUGAAAUUCAGAUUGGAAUCACUCACUUCGCACUUCCGGCCAGGGUCUAAAGCAGAUCGCGGGUUCUAAGAUCAUGUUCGAUAAGGAGCUGCAAUCAGCUUGAACCCCACCAUUUCUCCUGCAGCUGCAACUUGACCCAGUUCCUCACCACUUCUCAACAAACCACUUCCAGAUCCAAAGCGAUCCAUAGAAGCAGCAAUGUCAAAACAAUACCUCACCGCCCACACAGUGGACGAAGCCCAUCCCGCUGAGAUCUUCUCCCUCGCGCCCACGCCGACCUCACUCCUGUCGGCAAGCGGCUCCUCAGCCCUCCACGUCCACAGCACGACCGACCCGUCCUUCCCCCUCCAACAAACGAUUCCAAACGCGCAUAAACUCGGAUGCCACCACGUCUGCACGGCGCGCGGGGGAUUGGGCAACGUCGCCGCGAGUGUCGGCUUUGGCGGCGAGAUCAAAGUCUGGCGCCUGGGGCCAUCAUCAUCAGAAGGCGAAAAGCGAAACGAGUGGCAGCUCGAGUGGGAACUGCCGCCGUCCAAGACCAACGGCGGCGAUGUCUGGGCCGUGGCGCUGAGCGCCGACGAGGAGUACCUCGCGUGCACGACCAGCGACGGGAGGAUUCACGUGUGGGAGAUCGGGACGCGGGAGAAGAUCCAGACAUACGAGACCGGCGCCAGGGGAGGGGGCAGUUUCGCGAUGGCGGUGGAUCUGAGUCGCGACGGCAGGCUGACGGCCAGUGGGCACGAGAGCGGCGCCGUGUACGUGUUCAAUAACGAUGCGGGGAGGAUGGUUUAUUCGCUUUCCGGCCUGGCGAAACCUGUGAGGGCUGUUGCGUUUUCCCCUGGGGGCAAGCGUCUUGCUGCUGCGGGCAACGCCGGCAUCAUUGCGCUUUAUGACAUGGAGCAUGGCGAGCACGUUGGCAACCUCACGACGCCCAGCGGCCGGCCCGCGUGGAUUACCUCGCUGGACUGGAACGACACGGGCGAGUACCUUCUCAGCGGGUCGCUCGAUGGCAAGGUCAAGGUCUGGGAUGUGGCACGCGGAGCCUGCGUGGCGACACACAGCGAAACGGAAUCAGCUUUGUGGAGUGUCAGGUGGCUUCCCAAGACGGAGCGGGCCCUGGGGCCGGGCAUGGGCAAGAGCGAGAUGUUUUGCGCCGCGGGUGCGAGCCGCAGUCUCUCGUUCUACCGGGAAGCGACUGGGUCAUGAGCGUGAUGCUUCGGGAUCGGUUGCUUCGGCAUGGGCAAGCUGAGAGGAAUGUUGGCAUGUCAUUUGCCCAACUGCUUGGUGGGUGGGAUAGAGAAAAUGCAUGGACACGGCGCUCGGCCAGAGGAGUUGCUCGAUUCUGUUAAUGGCAGCCAUAGCUGACUGACCUACGAGAUUUCGGUCCCUCUGACUCCAGGAACUCAGUUACGGGCUCCGCGGCUCAAGCUCUUGCUGUGCUAGACAUCCUUCCAUAGACCAAGUUCUGUAAAGGGCUUGUCGGGUUGACA
Messenger RNA from Chaetomium strumarium, 1643 nucleotides. Its product is annotated as WD40-repeat-containing domain protein. The record is from RefSeq and is a predicted model, not a curated record. Gene Ontology annotation, cellular component: nucleus. NCBI's taxonomy places the organism in Eukaryota, Fungi, Ascomycota, Sordariomycetes, Sordariales, Chaetomiaceae. The coding region runs from base 352 to 1359 and encodes 335 amino acids. The transcript has 4 exons. Gene Ontology annotation, molecular function: protein binding.